CGGGAAACCCGCCGAGUCAAAUCGUUGUCUUCUAAUCCCCAAUGCGUCCGAGUCACAACUCACAGCGCUGUCUCUCCAAAAUUUCAUUUCUUCGACGUUUCUAAACCUCUGAAAAUUCUUUUGUUUUAGUUCCAAUCAAAUUUUCUAAUUGCUAAUUCCUAAUUCCUAAUUCCUGAUUCCUGAUUCCUGAUUCCUGAUUCCUAAUUCCUAAUUCCUAAUUCCUGAUUCCUGAUUCCUAAUUCCUAAUUUAGGUUUUCGCAUAAUUGAUAAAGGAAGAUACUUGAUUUCUUCGUUUGAUCAAUUUUUGACUUCUUUGGGUCAUUUUACACACAUUUUCUGACCUUAAUUAUUCUUUCGAAAGGAAGUUUUUAAAUCUUGGAGUUCUUUUGGUGAACUUUUACAACAAUGAGUUUCAUUUUUUGAGGGGCUCGAGCGGAUGUUGAAAAUGGAUUUCCAGGAAUGAUUCCUGAACGGCGUGUGAGGAUUCAUUCAGCGCGGCCAGUGAAUACCAAUUCACUUGCUUUCUUAGUUACUGUACUUUUGCUCUUCAUGAUACUGAAUUCACAUCAAAUGUCACCGAAUAUUUUGCUCUGGCUGGUAUUUGGAUUCUUUCUAGUCGCUACUAGCUUAAGAAUGUAUGCCACAUGUCAACAACUUCAAGCUCAAGCUCAAGCGCAUGCUGUUGCAGCCAGUGGCCUCCUUCGACACACUGAGCUUCGUUUACAAAUGCCACCAUCAAUUGCAUUUGCCACAAGAGGACGUUUGCAGGGCCUUAGGCUUCAGCUUGCACUUCUUGAUCGGGAGUUUGAUGAUCUUGAUUAUGAAACUUUGAGAGCUCUAGAUGCAGACAAUGCACCUGCUGUUCCCUCAAUGAGUGAGGAAGAAAUAAACGCUCUUCCUGUUCACAAGUAUAAGGUUACAGGUUUAGAGAGAAAUAUGGCAGGAAAGCAGCAGGCAUCAUCUUCUGAGAAGCAGCAAGACAUUUCUAUCAAUGUUGGGAAUCCGAAGGGCGGCGGCACUGAAGAGGAAUUGACUUGUAGUGUAUGCUUGGAGCAAGUAAACAUCGGAGAGCUUAUUCGCAGCUUGCCAUGCUUGCAUCAGUACCAUGCAAACUGCAUUGACCCAUGGCUCAGACAGCAGGGAACAUGUCCCGUAUGUAAAUUUAAGGUUGGAUCAGGUUGGCAUGACGAUGAACAAGAUGACGGAUCAUUCUUGGUUUAAAAAGUGUAUUAUUUGUGUCGUUUUCACUAAUAUAUAAGCUUAGUUGUAAAUUACAUGCCUAUACGUUGCGUGAAGCUGCCAUUGUAUCACUUGUUUAGGCAACCACGGGGAAUUUGAAAUUUAGCCGAUUUCGUUCAAGUUUCACUAUGUUGAUGUAUAGUUGAUAUUACAAUGCAGGCAUGCAGCUAGUUAAAUUUUUAUGUUUGGACAUGUAUUAGUAAAUUUACAACGGUGUUUUUAGUAUACAAUCAAAUAUAAUGGUUUCUAUUUUCACA
Messenger RNA from Amaranthus tricolor (Joseph's coat), 1496 nucleotides. Its product is annotated as E3 ubiquitin-protein ligase SDIR1. Bases 460 to 1221 code for a protein of 253 amino acids. NCBI's taxonomy places the organism in Eukaryota, Viridiplantae, Streptophyta, Magnoliopsida, Caryophyllales, Amaranthaceae. The transcript is spliced from 9 exons. The record is from RefSeq and is a predicted model, not a curated record.